AUGGAGUCUAAGAAUGGUCCAGCCCGUAACGUGGUGAUAGCCGUGGACGGAAGCAGCCAUUCCGAUAUUGCAUUUCAGUGGUAUCUGGAACAGUUCAGACGGACUGGUGAUAAUGUCGUACUGGUUCACUGCUUAGAGAGGCACCAGGCUUUCCACGGGGCGAUGGGCACAGCAGACAUAGAGUCGGUCUGUAACAUCAUGUCACAGGAGGAAGAAUCACAGAAGAAGUUACGGAUAGAAUUGGAAAAGAAAUUAAAGUCAAACGGG
Molecule: messenger RNA, 267 nt
Organism: Saccostrea cuccullata (small rock oyster)
Lineage: Eukaryota; Metazoa; Mollusca; Bivalvia; Ostreida; Ostreidae
Exons: 3
Source: RefSeq, a predicted model, not a curated record